Messenger RNA from Rhea pennata, 2481 nucleotides. RefSeq names its product serine protease 12 (gene PRSS12). The coding region runs from base 1 to 2427 and encodes 808 amino acids. Gene Ontology annotation, molecular function: serine-type endopeptidase activity. The record is from RefSeq and is a predicted model, not a curated record. NCBI's taxonomy places the organism in Eukaryota, Metazoa, Chordata, Aves, Rheiformes, Rheidae. Gene Ontology annotation, biological process: proteolysis. The transcript is spliced from 13 exons. Gene Ontology annotation, cellular component: synaptic cleft; membrane; dendrite.
AUGGCAUUCGCCGGCUUCGUGCUGGCGCUGGUGAUAGGCGCGAUCCCCGGCGCCCGCGGGCUGGGGCAGCUCCCCGCCAGCCUGCCCGCCGCCCGCGGCCCCCCGCCGCCGCCCGCCGCCGGCUGCCCCGCCGCGGGGCGCUUCGCCGGCGCCUCGGCAGCGCCCAGCCUCCCGCGGCCGUGGCGGCCGGCGGCGGCGGCGGCGCGGGGCCGCCGCAGCUCCUGCGCCCUGCGCGGCGGCGGACGGCCCUGGUGCGGCGGCGGGCGGCGGGCGGAGCGCGGCCGCGCUGACUGCGAGCCAGGAUCAGUGCGACUCCAAGGUGGCAAGAAUGAUUUUGAAGGUACAGUUGAGGUUUAUUUGAAUGGAGUCUGGGGAACAAUCUGUGGCAGCCAUUGGGAUAAUAAUGAUGCAACGGUCGUAUGUCGACAGCUUGCACUUGGUGAGAAAGGUACAGCAAAACACAUACCAUUUGCCGGACUGGGCAUUAUCCCUGUUUACUGGAGUGAAGUACGUUGCCGUGGUGAUGAAGAAAACAUACUAUUAUGUGAAAAAGACAUCUGGCAGGAUGGAACAUGUCCUCAAAAAAUGGCAGCUGCUGUCACAUGUAGCUCUUCCCUAGCCUCUGUCUUUAUUCCAAUCCGGCUGGCCGGUGGGAACAAUGCUCAUGAAGGAAGAGUAGAAGUCUACCAUGCUGGCCAGUGGGGGACUGUCUGUGAUGAUCAGUGGGAUGAUGCAGAUGCUGAAGUCGUCUGUCGGCAGCUUGGCCUUGGGGGUGUUGCCAAGGCACGGAGCCAGGCUUACUUUGGGGAGGGCUCAGGCCCAGUGCUGCUGGAUGAAGUGCGUUGUACAGGAAAUGAACUAUCUAUAGAACAGUGUCCUAAAAACUCCUGGCAAGAACACAACUGUGGCCACAAAGAAGACGCUGGUGUUUCCUGUACACCUCUUACAGAUGGUGCAUUAAGACUAGCAAGUGGGAAAGGCAGUCAUGAGGGACGCCUGGAGAUCUAUUAUACUGGGCAGUGGGGCACAAUCUGCGACGAUGGGUGGACUGAGCUGAAUACACAGGUGGUUUGCCGGCAGCUGGGAUUUAAGUAUGGAAAAAGUGCACCUGAGAGCUACUCAGAAGGAAGUUCUGGGCCCAUCUGGUUGGAUGAUGUCAGCUGCUCAGGGAAGGAGUCCAACCUUCUGCAGUGUUCAAAAAGAGAGUGGGGAAAGCAUGACUGCAACCAUCAGGAGGAUGUGAGACUAAUUUGUCAUCCAGAUAACGACAGUGAUAAACUCGCACUUGGUCCUCCCAUCAGGCUGAUGGAUGGUGAGAAUAAGAAGGAAGGACGUGUAGAGAUUUUUAUCAAUGGCCAGUGGGGGACAAUUUGUGAUGAUGGAUGGUCUGAUACGGAUGCAGCUGUAGUCUGUCGACAGCUUGGCUACAAAGGUGCAGCUAGAGCAAGGACAAUGGCAUAUUUUGGGGAGGGCAAAGGUCCAAUCCACGUGGAUAACGUGAAAUGUACAGGAAAUGAGAGAUCUCUGGCAGACUGCAUUAAACAGGACAUUGGAACCCACAACUGCCGUCACAGCGAGGAUGCUGGGGUGAUCUGCGAGUACCCAGGCAAGAAGGCCCCCGGGAACAGCAAUAAAGAUUCUCUUGCUUCUGUUUGUGGAUUGAGGUUACUACAUCGCCGACAAAAGCGAAUAAUUGGUGGGAAAAAUUCUUUACGGGGUGGCUGGCCAUGGCAGGUUGCACUCCGACUAAAGUCAUCUCACGGUGACGGAAGACUCUUGUGUGGUGCCACUCUCAUCAGCAGCUGCUGGGUCCUUACUGCUGCACACUGCUUUAAGAGGUAUGGAAAUAACACUCGUAAUUACGCUGUGCGAGUGGGAGAUUAUCACACACUGGUACCAGAAGAGUAUGAGGAAGAAAUCGGAGUUCAGCAGAUAGUGACGCAUGAAGAGUACAGGCCUGACAGCAGUGACUACGACAUUGCGUUAGUGAGGCUACAAGGUCCAGAGGAACAAUGUGCCAGAUUCAGCACCCACGUCUUACCUGCCUGCUUGCCAUUAAGGCGAGAGAGACCACAGAAAACUGCUCCUAACUGUUACAUCACUGGAUGGGGUGACACAGGGAGGGCCUAUUCAAGAACAUUACAACAAGCUGCCAUCCCUUUACUUCCCAAGAAGGUAUGUGAAGAGCGUUAUAAAAGAAGGUUCACGGGAAGAAUGCUCUGUGCUGGAAAUCUCGAGGAACGGAAACGUGUUGAUAGCUGUCAAGGAGACAGUGGUGGACCACUGAUGUGUGAACGCCCUGGGGAAAGCUGGGUUGUAUAUGGUGUGACCUCCUGGGGCUAUGGCUGUGGAGUGAAAGACUCUCCAGGUGUCUACACAAAAGUUUCAUCUUUUGUACCCUGGAUAAAGAGUGUGACCAAACUAUGAAUGUCCUUAAUCAAAAACAAACUUCGAUAAUAAAUUUUGAAGCAGGACAGCUUA